AUGACCUUUUCAAAGAUGGAAGCAGCGAUGGAAGAUGCGUUUGUAGAAUGGAUAAAUACGUUUGAUGUAAAAUCUUACUCUAUCGAUACUGUGGUUGAAUUGGCAGACGGUGUAGUGCUCUCUGAGAUUCUCACUGACAUCGAUCCAAAAUGGUUCAAACAAAUCAAACAAACAGAGACAGCCAGUAACUGGGUGGUUCGAUUCAACAAUCAAAAGAAAUUACACAAACUGAUCACUCGAUACUUUGAGGAUAUUGUAGGGCAGGACCCUGAACUUCUUCCUGCAGUGAAUUUAACUGCUAUUGCCAAAGAUGCCGAUUUACAUGAACUGCUACUCAUGUGCCAGCUCGUUAUUGCCAUCGCCGUUCAAUCAGAUAACAAUAAGGUCUACAUUGAAAUGAUACAAAGCCUAUCGCAAAAGAGUCAGCACGCGCUGAUGGUGUCUAUCGAGGAAGUGAUGAACCAUUUCAAUACAGAGCCCGAUUAUGCAUCCAAUAAUCAUCGAUUGUCUUACUUAUCCGGCAACUCUGGUGGCUCAGGAACAAAGAACUUUCAAUUAGAUGAUAUGCCGUACAGAUACCAACUGGAAUUCGAAAAGGUGCUGUUGGAAAAGAAGCAGUUUGAGACAUCACAUAGUCAGUUGUUGGGCGAAUACGAUGAACUGAGGGAGAGAUUCGAGGAUCUGCUAAGCGAAAAGGAAGAUUUAAAGACACGAUUGCAAGACAUGGACGAAGCAAUUACACAAGCCAACAAUACGGGCAAAGCAGAUUAUGUGAUGAGAACUGAAAUUGAGCAUCUCAAGCAAGAUUUGGAGCGUAGUGAGGAUCGACGUCAGGAAACAGAGAUGAUGAUGGAGAAUCACUUGGAAACGAUCAACGAGCUCAAAAAGAAAGUGGAGGAACUCACCGCUCAAGCUGAAGAGGCGUCGUCACUGCGGUAUCAGCUAGAGGAGUACAAACAUGCCAUUGAAAAGAUGCAAAAGAUGGAAAUCUCGCUGGAAAAGUACAAGCGAAAAGCAGAAGAUACAUCCGACUUGAAGAGACAGAUCAAGGCUCUGGAAGAUCAGAACUCUAGUUUGCUAGAGCGAAGUCAUCAAGUGGAAGACGAGUAUCGAAAAGUGCUAGCAUUCAAGACAUUGAUGGAUUCGUACAAGGAGCAAGUGCAACAGCUUGAGUUUGGAAACAGAGAGAUUUUAAGAGAAAAGACGCAGCUGGAAGAGGAAAUGAAGAAUAUGGCAGAUACGUGCGCCUACCUGGAGAGUGAUCGUGAUCGCAAUGCGGAGCAAGUACAGCUAUUAGAAGAGCACAUUAAAGAGCUGGAGUUUGGUGGUGGACAGACCCUGGAUAAAGUCGUGAGUCAUAGAGCAAGUGUUGUCAUUGACGACGAAGGCUUGCAGGGAGAUCAGAGUACCAUGGAAGAGAACAUGAAAAAGGCCAAUGUGACAGAACUACGCUUGACAAUUGGACGACUGCAGCGACAGAUCAAGGAAUUAGAGGUGAAAGCACCCAUUGCAAACAGUCUGGCAGAAGAGACAGAGAAAUCAAAGGUUGGCACAGCAGAACUACAGCAGAAUUAUGAGUCAAUUGUUGUUGAGCGAGACAGAUUACGGGAUGAGCUGGCGCAAAUUCGAAAUGGCAUCCCUGAUUCACUGCUCAACCAGACACAAACCAUCAUGGCAUUCCGCUCCCGCAUUCUGGAUCUUGAGAAGGAAUCCAGCAACUUGAAGGAGAAUACAAUUCAUCUUGAAACCAUUGUGCUGGAUGGCAACCGCAGUGUAGUCAAAGACAAGACGGCUUUACAGAGCUUUGAAAAGGAGCAUGCCAAAAUUCAAGAUAGAGUCAAUCGACUUGAAGAUAUCACAAAGAUGCAACUGCAUGAUAUCAAUCGCAUGUUGGUUGAAGCCAACUACUUGAAUGGCAUCAAUAACAAUGGUAAUGAGGAAAGACCUGGUUUAAGCGAUGGCGACUUGGAGGUGAUCAAAGAGCAGAAUGCAAGCUUGCAAAUUCAUGUUUUGCAUUUGCAAGAGGAGAUCAACGAAACGCAAGGCAAAAUUCGAAAAGUUCGCGAUAUGAUCAAACUCUACAGUCAACUGCUGCAAGAAAUGACGGCAAGAUUUUCCAAUGUUCGCAAAUCGGACGAAGGCUUAAUUGGCAGAACACCUAGAACAAAGGAAGAAGAACAAGACUUAUUGAAGAAACAAAUUCAAGAUGUACGCCAACAAUCAAAGAUUGAGCAACAACUGAUCAUUUCAGCUUGGUACGAUCUUGUGAGAAGAAGCGAUCGAGAUGCAUCCAGCCUUGGUUUCCGUUCUUCGCCUUCAUCUUGGCUAGGCAAACAGAGAAAGGCAUUGGAUGUGAAUUUAAGGCAAAGAUUAUGCUAA
Mucor velutinosus is the source of this 2379-nucleotide messenger RNA. RefSeq names its product dual specificity phosphatase 19 (gene DUSP19). NCBI's taxonomy places the organism in Eukaryota, Fungi, Mucoromycota, Mucoromycetes, Mucorales, Mucoraceae. Gene Ontology annotation, biological process: cytoskeleton-dependent intracellular transport; cytoplasmic microtubule organization. Gene Ontology annotation, molecular function: dynein light intermediate chain binding; microtubule binding. The record is from RefSeq and is a predicted model, not a curated record. Gene Ontology annotation, cellular component: centrosome; cytoplasm. Bases 1 to 2379 code for a protein of 792 amino acids. The transcript has 10 exons.